Messenger RNA from Bicyclus anynana (squinting bush brown), 8454 nucleotides. Its product is annotated as protein phosphatase inhibitor 2. Gene Ontology annotation, biological process: regulation of signal transduction. Gene Ontology annotation, molecular function: protein phosphatase inhibitor activity. The record is from RefSeq and is a predicted model, not a curated record. Lineage: Eukaryota; Metazoa; Arthropoda; Insecta; Lepidoptera; Nymphalidae. The coding region runs from base 136 to 606 and encodes 156 amino acids. The transcript has 3 exons.
UCAAUUGUCACUGUCAAAAAUUCACGAAUGAAGUUGAUAGACGGUGCAGUUGUCAUUCCUUCUCAUUUUGCUAAAUUUUAAAUGAAUUUACAGUGAAAUUCAGUGCCAAUUAAAAUGUUUUAGUAAUAAAUAGCUAUGGCUCAGAAUUUGCAAAAAAAGCCCUCAAAGGGUAUACUGAAAACGUCCCGGAGCGUCGACCACCAGGAUGGGACGCCUUCGACGAGCAAGCGGGCUAAAGAGCAAAGGUUCGAUGAGAUGAAUAUAAUGGAGACAUUUCACCCUCCGAAUAAGGAUUACGGGCAUAUGAAGGUGGACGAGCCCAAGACUCCUUAUUCGGAGGCUAUAGACGGAGAUUUGGAGCCGACGGAUGAAUUGGACGCGAAUAUCUUGGCGGCGAAGCUUGCGGCGAGUAUGAAUAAGCCGCCGAAGUGUACGGAGUCCUGUGAUAGCGACGACGAGGAAGAAUCUGAAGAAGCGCGCCAGAAGCGGCUCGAGUUUGAGAAGAAGAGGAAAAUGCACUAUAAUGAAUUUCAGGCCUUACAGCUGGCUCGGCAGUUAAUGGCGCAAGAGGAGGAUGACGAAGACACCGCGGGGACUGCCACUUGACUGCACCACGCUAGCUAACUAUUCGCUAAGUGUUCCAACUGGAUUCGAUAGUUCCGGCUUAGCAGACAAUAUUUGGUAUGAAACAAGUUGUUGAUUAAUUACGUCAUAAUAAUGUUUUUAGUUUCUAUUGUCACUACUUAUAGCGUUUAAUUGGUAAAAUUUCUUUAAUGAUAAUUGAAAACAAGGUGUACCUUGUUGAUAGAGCUGUAAUUGGAAUAUUAAUAAUGGGCCUUAUAAUGCGACCAUAGUCGCUAAGACUGGAGGUACUUGUCAGAAAUUAUGACACUGCCAGUUGGAAUGGAACGAGGAACAAAAUAUUGUGGAAGUCUUUUCGACCAUAGUCGCUAUUAACCAUAGAAGCUCAAAAAUUCAAAAUUAAUUUUAAGCAGGCUUUACAAAUAUUUCUAAGACGACAAGUUUGUCUAUUUAGUAUUUGUAGCCACUAGCACGCGACCAACAUAGCCAAGCAGUAUCGUAAUUUUGACAUUUCCCUCAAAAUUGUUAUCAUAUUAAUUUUAAACGCCGUUGGCAAUUUUUGUGGCGUCAACGAAGCGAAGUGCUUUGCAUUGAUAAUAAUUUUAUCGUUGUUGUGUAGUGGUGCGAACACAGGUAUUUAUUGGGGGUGGGCCGUGCCCACCCUAGAAAGUACCUGUGCCCACCCUAGGAUUCUGGAAAAUGGAAAAUUCUGGAAAUGAAAAAUUCUAUUAUGAUACUAAUAAUAGACUUGAUGUGAGGGGCCAGGCCCACCCUAAGAAAUAAUCCUAGAUUCGAUAGAUAGAUUAAUAUUCCAUCAUUCGCGUCUAUUGGUGUAAUAGGCGCGAAUGAUGGAAUAUAAAUAUUUCAUGGUGUAAUGUAACCCAUGGGCCAUGGCUUUUUACGCGGAAAGCCUUUUCAAGCAAAUUACAUUUGCCGCCAUAGUCGUGGCUUCUGGAAAAGUUAUGGUCUUAGGGAAGUAUGACUUUUCUUUUGAAAAUGUUUGGAUUUGAAUGAUGAUGAUUGAAAACUCAAGUGGCCUUUAGUUAUUACUUAUAUUUGAAGAGCUUUCUUGAUAACAUAUCCUUUUAUUCAAUAAUUGGCUUUGUGGCUUUAGGUUCUAGCAAGUAAUUGAGCUUAAAUCCUUAAACUUUAUCUGUGUAUCUGUUUGUACAUUAUUGUGAAUUAAAAAGAGGCUGUUUGAUUCUUUGAUUAUGAUUUAAAUAUGUAUUUUAUCAUAAUAUUUGCAUGUAAAUCAGAUUGAGAUAAAUUGUAAGUCCUGAUUUUGGUUCUUUCAAUAUCCAUAUUUUUAACAACUUAACACACUUGCUUCUCAUUUUUUUUAGUAAGUAUGCAAAAACUGAUAUCAUUAUAUAAAAAUAUCGUGGCAAAUGAAGUGCACCUUUUAUCAUUUGAAGUACCCUUGCUAUGAGAUAACAUGUGGGAAGAAAUCAAUUGUUUCUUACUCAUCGAAUAACACAGACAGUUUAUACAGCAGGGUUGCCACCAUCACCCAUUUAUUUCUAGUUUGUUUAUGUAUACUUUUUUAUCGCUGUCGCGUGAGCGCAGUUUUAUAUCUGGAUCACUGUAAAUGUAAAGUUGCAAUUGUAUUAAUCAAAGUUAAUCACGUGUACAAAUUAAAUCUGAAUUUAUUAUUUACAAUGAAUCACAUCACACAUGCGACUCCGGAAUCCCGAGGCAUGUGUGAGAAAUUGUUAUAAAUUAUAAUCAUCAUCUAUUUUUUAAACCAUUUACAACCAUUUAUAACCAAAGAUUUGUUAAACCAUUGUGUCCACUGGUAAUUUGAAAGGGUAGUAAAAUUAAAAUAAAUAAAUUGAAUAUAAGUUUACAGAAGUAUCCGACUUUUGUGUCCAAGCACGAUGUAGAUGGAUGUAUUUUGAUUCAAAUGUAGGUUAACACUUUGAAGAACUUUUGCCAUGUAUGCGUGUACCUUUGCUCUUCGUUCUAAAAACAGUAGCGUGGCAACCCUAGAUACAAUUAGAUAGUUGUCUACCAUCUCACGUUUACCGACUGACCUAGCCUGUUAGAAGGCCACAGCUCGCGCGUUUGUCCAAUUAGUUCAACACGCCGCAAUUAACUUACAACACCAGUGUUGCCAACUCACGACUUUUACAUUAUUCUACUAUAAAGGCAUUUACUACUAAAAUAAAGCGGCUUGAUUUUUAAAUGCCUUUGGAUGUUCCAACGACAUCUAUAUUAUGUACUUGUACAGCAAUAAUGUAAAAAAAAAAUAUUGACAAUUCAAAAUGAACUUGUUGAAUAAUAAUAUUGUUGCAAUAACCUUAUGCAACAUAAAAUGUUACAAUUUAUCUCGGUUUAUAAACAUUUAUGGAUAUGAUGAUGAUUAGGUAUGUGACAAUGCUUAUACCUUAACAUGUAAUUUGUUAUUAAUUUAGAGCAUAUUAUUUAUUCGUGCUGCACGCUUAGAUUAUCGUCACUAACACUUAACUAGUCUUAGUGUUUAUUUAUACAUACAACAAUGUACUAAUGAUUUAUGAAAUGUCAAAAGUUUAUCCUUUAGGGCAAAGUUACACAAGGAGAUUUUUUCAUUUCUGUCGUGAAGUAUCAUUGCUAUGUUCCUGUGUGAAGGCUAUGCUUGCUGGUCUAUUUACAAGCACAUUAUGGUUAAUAUCUACGCGUCAGAUUGACAAAGGGCGGAAUUUUGUGGGAUGUAUUAGGGGGUGAACCUGAUCCUAGAAAGGACCUGUGCCCUAGGAUUCUGGGCUACCGAUAUCGAAUUGUAUUAAGAUACUAAUAAUAGACCUGAAGUGGGGGGCCUAGGCCCACUCUAGGAAAUACCUAGAUACGCCAAUGGAAGUAUUCCUUGCAUGCCCCAUGAAGAUUUCUUAUGUAUAAAGAUGAUUGUUUUCCACAUACUAUGAGGUGACUUUACUUAUUCCGUCAAUAUACUAUAAAAAGUUCUGUCACUCGAGUUCUAGAAACUCAUCCGGUGUAACUUAGCUUUAAAUCGAUUCACGUCAAUUAAUUUCUGCGACUGAAGUUGGUUCAAAUUAAUCCACAUUAAUAAUAGUCCAACUUGAGUCAUAACGUGACUGCGCGGAUUUUCGGAGACCACUUUAGAGCGGUGGUUAUUUGACGUGAACUGAAAGAAAUAAAAAUGAUCCUAUGUUUCUAAAUUAAUAUAGAAAUAUAACUGUCGUACGCACAACAAAUGAGCUCAUCUAAUAAAUUAUUUACAAAUCCUAAACUGAACUUGAUAAAAAAACUAAAUUGUUCGCUAAUCCACACUCAAUCUAUAUCUAGUCAUUGGAUGAGAUUGUAGUAAGCCAAACGUUUUGCUCUUAAAUUAGUUUAGGAUUUGUUAAAAAAUCAAGUGUAUUUGAAUGAUUUCUAAACUCCAAAGGACAUCAUAAUAAUUGGAUAUAUUUUUGCAAUGUAAUAUUUUAAUAUUAGGCUCCUUCAUUUUAUUGUUAUAAACAAUAAUUCAUAAAAUCUUUUAUAACAACAAAAAGAAAGUUAUUACCUAAAUAAUAUUUUUUAUCAAAAAAUCGUGUGACUUGAUGAUGUCCUUUUAUUUUGUAAUUUAACAUUCUUUGUACGAGAAAUUAUGAAAUUGUAUUCUAAAAACAAGUUAUGAUAAUAGGCUUUAAAAUUUCGAAUUUAAAUUGGAUUGUGGUGUGAUUGUUUAGGUAAAGGUCAAGUUGGUUGAAUUGAUAUGUUUUUGGUCGAAAGUAGAAUGCAAAAAUGUGCGCUUGGCUUUAUUAACAUAUACAGCAUGAUUCAUUAAUUAGGAAACAAAAUGAGUAAAUGAGAAUUUAUAGAAGAUACAGUACAAAAUAAAUAGCUGAUAUUAGCUAUUAAACAUAUUGAUUUUUUUUUUUGAAAAGCUUAAGUCAGUUAAAACCUGUAACUCUUAUAUUUUGUUCAAUACUGUGCCAGUUAAAUAUAACUAUUAUUCAAAAUAGAAUGGCCCUAAUAUCUUUUGUUGUACAUUUAUGUCAAUUUUUGUAUGUGAAGUGAGAACUAUUAGAUUCACCUAAUUUUGAAGUUGAACUUAUUAAAUAUCACAAAUAAAUUAUUACUUUAUAACUAUUCAAAGUCGAUGUUAAAAUGAAAUAGAGCUUAUAGCUUGUCAUUUCAGGGCUUCCAUAAAGCUGGAUUUAUAUUUGUCUGACGUGUCGUGUCGUGAUGCAUCAGAACUGAAUCGGUUUCAUACAUUUUGUAUGCGGCACAUCAGAAGCCAUCACGACAUGUCACAACACAUAAGUGUAAACGUUGCCAUAUAAAAUGUAUACCGAUUCUGUUCUGAAGCGUCACGACACGACACGUCAGACAAACAUAAAUCUGGCUUAAGUUAUGAAAUGACAAAAGUGACUGAUGGUAUAAAUGGCUGAUCGAAGCCAUAAAUAUUUGGAAACAUGCACAUUGAUGGCAUGCGUUGACAGUGUCUUAGGUCCCUAUGAUGAGUAACAAAUUAUCGUCACUAUAAAUUAUACAUGUUAAAGUAGAUCUAGAAUUAUAGUUGACAGACGAAAGUAAAGGCGGAAUUAUAUUUCUCUGACGCGUCGUGUCGUGACAUAUCAAAAGCCACCACGAAAUGUCACAGCACAUAAUUGUAAACGUUGCCAUACAAAAUGUAUGAUACCGAUUGUGUUCUGAUGUGUCACGACACGAUACGUCAGGCAAAUAUUAUUCCGCUUAUAAUUCUAACGAAAAGCAAUAAAUUAUUUUGCGCUUGAAUUUUUUCCUAUUGGCUGAUGUUCUGCCAUGAGAACGAACGGGUACCUUAUUUAUAUGAAUAAGAUAGUCGUGCGUUACUUUCUUUCGCUAUGAACCUUUAGUAGUACGUAAAAUAGGAUGAAGGAAGCGUUAGAGACAUUGACUAGUCCACCAUAGUGAUUUUCAUGUACCAAUACCCUGGGUCAUUUGAUUGGUAUUAGUAUUUGGUGCAUUUAACUAAAUGCCUGCAACUUUUAGCCAAAUAUGCAGUAUUUCGUAUACGACUAUGCCAUGUUCGUGAAAAUUACUAUUGGGCAAAAAUUUUGAUCGUUAUGUAUCUUUGAGUUUUUUUCAACGUGUGAGUUCUGUAGACCUGAGAUGUGCGCAACCACAUAUCUCUUUCGUUGCGAUGAGACUAAAGAGUGAGCGAUGUUUCCGGAUCGAAACAUCGCUCACUCGCUAUUGGUCGAGUGCCUUUUUCUCUUCUCGAGAUAUUUAUGUAUUCCCGUAUCUUGGGCCCACUGAAUCAAACAAAAACAGUGCCAGUUUCUCUGUGCCCGCAUAGAAGGGCCAAUUCACCGAUCACUGUUCCCACAUGGCCUGUUGGCUUAUUCACUAAUUUGGUCUUUAUUAACAAUCUAUUUAAAUAAACAUCAAAUCAACUGAGAAAUCUCAUCUACCUACUGCAUGAUAUCCACGAAGGGUUGUCAGUAGGCACCGGAUGACAUUUGUUCAUAGAAUCUCAAUUUCGUCUAUGUCAACUAACAUACGUCAAUGUUAGUGAAUUAGCCUGCUGGAUUUGCCUAGAUAUCUAACGAUUAAAGUAUUUGCGUUAUUUAUUAUAGAUUUCUCUUUAAUGUAGAUCGCUAAUAUUCGAUUAUUUUUGAUACGUAAAAGUUAUAGUUAUAGGUCAGAGAGUUAUGAGAGACCUAAAUUAUCAGAUUAUCUUACAUAUAGGGUAAUAAUUAUUGUAAUAUAAAUGAGAAAUAUCUAAUGUUAUAGCAUUAUAAUAGUAUUUAUGUGACCAAGCCAAGUAGAUGACUGUCAUAGUCGAAAUACCAAGGUAAAGUCUGGAUUACAGAUGUCUCUAAGUAAAGUCAGUGUUAUGCGAGGUUGAUUUAAAAGAGGGAGGUCCUGGGUUCGAUCCCCGGCUGGGCUGAUUGCCUAACGGCAAAGACGUACUACCAAAUGAUUUAACGUUCCAGUACGAUGUCGUGUAGUGUAGUAUUGUGGUCAAGGGUUAAUUUGUAAAGAUUAAAAAUGUACUGUUUUGCUGUGCACAAAUAAAAUAAAAACUAUAUUUAAAAGACAGUAAUUGAACGUUUGUUGUGUUGUGGUGACAUUUACGCCAUUCAAUAUUUUUAUAACUUGAGGUUAUAUAAAAAAAAUACCAGUGUAAAAACAUGUAAAUAUUCUAAAAGAAUUGUCUAGUUGGCUUGGUUGAGUUAUAUUUUCCUAAUCAUAUGUGAUGUUAACCGCAAAUAAAGUCUAGGUACUCAUGAUUAUAUCACUGGAAUAUAGGCCUGAAGGAAUCGCUAGAAAUGGUUUCUAUAACGAACAUACUUGUAGGGUUUCUAGAACCAGUCUUCGACCGCGUGGUACAAAGUGUGAGGACGCAAAGAAUUUGCGCAAAGGAGAUGUCUCACUCUCCAUACAUUGUUUGCCCCAGACAAAAAAGUUAAUGUGUCUUCGCAAUGUAAUUCACAAUGAAACUCUUACCUUUGGGUUGUGUCUAGAUUAAUUAUAAAUUUUAUUUUUGAUACUAGUUAGCGGGGUUAUUGUGUAUUGAGUUUCAUAACAUCUCACAUAAUCCCUUUCUAGAAGGUACAAGUUAAAAUGAUUUUAAAACACCGCUAUUUGGUAGAUUUUUGUUUAUAUCUUUCAAUAUAAAACUUGUAAGGUAACUUUAGCACAUUUAUAUUAUUAGGUCUCUUGGUAUUUUUCAUUUCACCUGGGGCUGUUUUGGGACAUCUGCUUUAUACUGUAUUACGCUCUCUCUUUCAUAGAUCUAAUCUAUAACUCACAUAUAUUAUUGUACACUUAUUAAAGGUAGACAGAGACUUAAAAAUUGUAGACAAAUUAUAAUAUUUCUAUCGUCGAGAUUGAUAUCACAAUUAGGCUGUCGCUUUCAUUAAUAUCGCUAACUAAAUGGGAUGGCGUUUGAAAACCCAAGUCUUGAAUAAAAUAUCAAAAGAUUUGCCAACAAAACAUAGAAAAAGAGAGUGAUUUAAACAAACUAAUGUCGUUAUCUUUUGUACCUCUUCUUUGUCCCUGCUGGUUCAGAGUCAGACUUCAGUUCUAUAUUUCCAGAGGUUUCUAUUAUAAAACGAGAAAUAGAAUUAUGUUGUUAUGAUAUCCAUUUAAUAGUAUGCCUUCUUAUUUCCUCAUAGGAGAAAUAAUCUACUUAAUUUUAUUUUAACGGUUUUAAGGUGCCGUUGCUGUGAUCAGAUUGCAAGUAAACAGAUAAAAAUAAUAGUGCUUUUUUGAAGAACACAGACCUUAAAAUAAUUUGUUGACCGGUACAUUGAGAUUUUCAAGUCGAAAAGUUUAGUGCCAUGUUAAUAUCUAACUAGUUAUUUCUUAAUGGAAUUAAAGUGGAUUAUUAGAACAGACAAUUUUAUAUCAGGUUAUGCAACAAAAUUAUAGCAAUAAAUAAUUGUUGAGACAUGAGUUUAUAGUAUUUAUAAAUAAUAAUUAAUAUACUAAAGCACAAUUAUUUGCUUGUACCCAUAAAAAUGAAAUUAAAAAGUUAUAUUAAUUAUAGAUAUAAAAUUUUGUUACAGUAACAUGACUAUAGUUUGGCAAGUUUGUUGAUGACACUCCCAUGAUAUGCGGGCGACGGGGGGAAGGACUGCGCGGGUGUGAUUUUUGUGCUGGUAGUGGCGUGCAUCGGUUGUGGGUUUCUCUGUCAUCGCUACAACGGAUUAUCGGGAGUGUUACGAACGAAUUUGCUAAGCUAUAAGAACUUUUGAGUUCGUAUUGUGGAAUAUUUUUUCUUUUUAAUAACCAACUUCCAAAACGGAGGCGGUUCUUCUAUGUGCGGCUGUAUGUAUGAUUUUUUUUUAGUGUAGAUGUUCAUUUUAUAUUACUUACCUACUUGUGUUUUGUAAAAAUGGCUUUCAUAAAAUAUAUUGUGCAUUUUGUAAAUAGCAAUAAAGUUUACAUUAUAUUAUA